Messenger RNA from Clavispora lusitaniae ATCC 42720, 501 nucleotides. RefSeq lists its product as uncharacterized. The record is from RefSeq and is a predicted model, not a curated record. Lineage: Eukaryota; Fungi; Ascomycota; Pichiomycetes; Serinales; Metschnikowiaceae.
AUGUCUUCAUCAGUACAAGAACGUUUGGAGAUACUCAAGAAAAAGAAAGUACAGUGUCAGGAAGCACUUAAUAAGCAACUUGCUCUAGAACAAAAGAUCCAAAGGACCAAAACACAGGCAUUCGAAGAUGAGGCUAUACAUAUAGACGAAGAAAACGAAAUGGAUACACUAGAUUGGACAGCAAGUCAAUGGGAAGCACAUGAGCAAAAGUACAAGAAACAAGAAGGUGGAUACAAAGACCUUACAGAUUUGGCAUACUCUACCUACCAGAAGGCCACGCGAAAGAGAGCCGUGGAUAUGGAGAAGUAUAAGAAUGAGAAUCAUCUAUCACCCUUUGAGGUGAAACUGACCAAAGAGGAUGUGGAAAACCUUUCAAAGUCAUUGCAAGAGGCAAGUGAAAUCAAGAAGAAGCGAAGACGAAAAGAAGAGGACGCGGGCACGUACAUAACUGAGAAAAACCGCCAAUUCAAUAUGAAGUUGGAACGUGAGUAUGGCAGUUGA